GUCGGCCACAACACACGAGCAGUGAGCAGCCGCCCCAAGCACCAGUUAUCCGACCAACAGUUACCCGACGGUUCCAACGGCGACAACCUUAAGGGCCAGACAGAAUUCACGACAACAAAAAUGCCUGCACGCAUCUCAUUCUACAGACCCACGGGGCAGUCGCGUCGUCAAGCACGCCAAACCCACGACCACGACGUGUUCGAGGGACUCCCGGUCCGCAGAUGGCGCCGCGAUUGGGUCUCGGUUGGUAAACCCGCGUCAACGAUCACCGCGCCGCAGCCCGAGCUCCCCCUGCCGAAGGAUGCGCACCUCCUUUCCGCGACGUCGCAGGGACUCCUUGCCGCUGCGCGCGCGGGGUCGAGCAGCGAGGACGCGCCGAAAGCUCGUGAGCCCCAUCAUGCCGAGCCGCUGUUUCGCACCAAACGCUGGGUCCGCAUCGCGAAGGAAAUGGAGCCUCCGGAGCCUGUCUACCUCGCCAAGAUACCGGUUUUGUCGGGAAAGAAGGCGGAGGAAAAUCCUGCUGCGAACGGCGCCGCGGACGGAGGCGGUGUCUCUGUUGGUAGCAUUAACCCGAGGAGACGCGCGCCACCUCCGCCCAAGAAGAAGAACAAGCGUCCUGGACGCAAACCGGGGUUCAAGAAAUCCGUUUCUUUCGUCGAUGGGCAACAGUCGACCGAUCCGGCGCAUGAGGAUCAGCCGCAGGCCAACGUUGAUGUCGACAUGAUGGACGUUGACGCCGCUACCAAGAUGGAACUGGUGCCCCAGAAUGCUGUCACCAAGGAGAUUGAGAAGGCCGAGACCACCACUGAGGCUGUCAUCAUAGCGCAGAAAACCGAGGCGGGUGCGCACCACUCGCUUCCCCCCAAGCCAAACUUCUAGGAGUGGGAGGUUGCCAUUUGAGAGGCCGCCAUAUGUUUGUGUGCGUUUUAGGGAUCUGCUUGGUUGUUUUAUUUGCUGGUCGCUGUUACAUGCUUGCUUCUUCGUGUUAGAAUUAGCCCGGGUCCCCAAUACCUGUUUUCAUUUGAUUGUUCUCGGCUUUUUUUCUUUUCUUUUUCGAUUCGUUUAUUUUGAUGGUUCUGUUGUGUAAUUCGCACGACAUUAUCGCGUUCUGCGAUGGCCAGAGGAGAGAUGGAGGGCCAGAGAGCAGAUGGAAAAGGCAGUGUGCUUCUAAAUACAGUUCCGGAAUGGGUCGUCAAUCUCAUCUAAUCUUUCCAUCGCAGAUGUCAUCAGUCUGGAAGUCUAUCCUUAAUCUCCGCU
Messenger RNA from Tricharina praecox, 1257 nucleotides. RefSeq lists its product as uncharacterized. Bases 121 to 879 code for a protein of 252 amino acids. Lineage: Eukaryota; Fungi; Ascomycota; Pezizomycetes; Pezizales; Pyronemataceae. The transcript has 2 exons. The record is from RefSeq and is a predicted model, not a curated record.